Messenger RNA from Hypomesus transpacificus, 3068 nucleotides. RefSeq names its product adhesion G-protein coupled receptor G5-like. Lineage: Eukaryota; Metazoa; Chordata; Actinopteri; Osmeriformes; Osmeridae. The coding region runs from base 655 to 2604 and encodes 649 amino acids. The record is from RefSeq and is a predicted model, not a curated record. The transcript has 15 exons. Gene Ontology annotation, molecular function: G protein-coupled receptor activity. Gene Ontology annotation, biological process: adenylate cyclase-activating G protein-coupled receptor signaling pathway; cell surface receptor signaling pathway. Gene Ontology annotation, cellular component: membrane.
UAUAACACACCAUGAAACAAUAUCAGAAUCAGAAUAAAGAGAUUAUGAUGAUUAUGAUGUACUAAUAGGAUGUACUAAAGAGAUGACAGAUUAUGAUGUACUAAUAGGAUGUACUAAAGAGAUGACAGAUUAUGAUGUACUAAUAGGAUGUACUAAAGAGAUGACAGAUUAUGAUGUACUAAUAGUCACUUGGUGCUAACUGACCCCAUCUUAGAAAACUGAAAUCAUUGUGGUAUAUCAAAAAUGUGUCAAAGAUUCAGUUAUACAAAAUGUUACAUUCAUAAAUACAUGUAUUAACUAUACUGUAUUCCUGAACUGUGAGAUCAAGUACAUGUCCAGUAACUCCUGGAAUAUCUCACCCUGGUGAUGUAUGUACACACUGAGAAGUUUUGCAUUAAACAAAUUUGAUGACACACUGACCUUCCAUCAGACAUAAAGCACACAUUGUUUGACUCUACCAUGUGAACGGAUGAUACAAGCUGAGAGCGUGUCGAUUUGACUACUGGAAAACACAGACUCAACAUUCAGUGAGUGUUGGUCAGCAGGUGGUGAGCAGGAAGAGCAUCAGGAGAGGAAGUCACACUGCUCUGGCUUCUCAGAAGGACUUGGAUAGAAAAGACUGCCUCAUAAGAUCUAAUAACACUGUACACGACUAUGGUUCCUAUCCUGCACUUACUGCUGCUGCUGGUUGGGGCCACGGUUCACACCUACAUUAAUGGACACGAACUGGUUGUAAAAAGCAUUAAAGGAACCUCCUCUGUGAACCUGACCAACAAUCACAUCUACAUCACCGAUUCUGGUACAAAUCAGGAUCAAAAUUGUACCUGGGGGAAUGACAUUUGCUACUGUGAAUGCAACUAUAUAAAUGACACCUGCAUCGAUUUGGCAUUGGACCUUGGGCAAAAAACAAAUUUUACCAUGACUGAUGGGACAGCUUCAUUCAACAUAUGUUCCUCCCUGUGUCAUGUGACUCCAUGCAAAGCACCUGCGAUCAACUCACUGUUGCAGAUAAGGCCCAGGCCCUCCAGCUGGACAAACCUUUGGAGGAUCUUCACAAUCAGGAGCAUGUGUCCAGACCUGUUCAAAAACAACAUCACUCUCAAAAGACGUUUUUUAGAUAUAGAGAGGGGGUUAAUACAAAGCCUUUUGGAUGAGCCUUUCCCUGGAUGGCCGAACAUCUACAACAACAGAUACCUUUCUGUGUCUUUGGUCUCCUUCUCCAACAUCUCCAACCUCACGUCCAGCUCUGAGGGCGUGAUAAACAUACCUGCUCCCCAGCUCAUUCCUGGGGAUUUCAGUUAUAUCCCAGAGACCUGGUUUCCAGCUGAGGUCAUAAAGAAUUUCCAAGUAGAGAACAUUAGUCUGGGCUUGGUCACCUACCCCUCCUCGCAGCAAUUCCAGAUGUCCAUUGAGAACAUCAGUAGCCUGGCCAUCAGGAUCGAGCUCUCUGGGGGCAAAAAGCUGGCAAACCUUUCCCAGCCAAUCAAGAUGCAGUUCCCCUAUACUGGCCAACUAAGUACUCUGCCUGUUUCAGUGGAGCGCCAGUAUCCUGUCUGUCACUUCUUUCAGGAAACAGGUGAAGAGUUGGGCUGGAAGACAGAGGGCUGCGAGACCAACCUGACCAGAGUGCAGAACCAGACCCUGGUGGAGUGCAGAUGUGACCACGCCACACCCUUUGCUGUGUUGAUGAUAUCGGGGCCUAUAGAUCCAGUUCACUGGCAGAUUCUAUCCUACAUCAGCUACGUGGGCUGUGGGCUGUCUGCCUUCUUCACACUGUCCUCUGUGCUCCUCUACACCUUCAACAGUCAAUGCAAGUCAGAUACCUCCGCCUCCAUCCACGUGUCUUUGUCGGGGGCACUGUUCCUGCUCAACACCUCCUUCAUGCUGAGUGAGUGGGGUGCCAACUUGGACAUGGCCUGGGUGUGCGUUCUCAUUGCGGCCGUCAUGCAUUACAGCCUGCUGUGCAGCUUCUCCUGGAUGGCUCUGGAAGCCCUGCACCUCUACCUGAUGCUGGUCAAAGUGUUCAACACCUACUACAGACACUACAUGGUCAAGAUCAGCAUCCUGGGCUGGGGUGUCCCCUGUGUGAUAGUGGGGGUCUCUCUGGCUGUGACGGCGAGAAACUCGCUUUUCUACGGUCUCUCUGAGAUGGCCAUGUUAAACACUAACCAGACUAACAGCAUCUGUUGGAUCGAGGACAAGACCUUCCUGCUAGGUGUCAACCUUGCCUACUUCUCCAUGGUGUUCCUCUUCUCCUCCGGGGUUCUGAUCACCGUGUCCUUCAGGAUAUGCAGUCUGACGCAUUACAACAACAUGUCUGGCACCAGAGACAAGCCUAGGGCUCACCGUCUUCCUACCUGCAAAGAUGUGUGCACCGUGCUGGGUCUGUCCUGUUUGCUGGGGACCACCUGGGGCCUGGCCUUCCUGAGUCUACAGAACCUCAACUACGCCGUUCUCUACCUGUUCAGCAUCUUCAACUCUCUGCAGGGUUUCUUUAUCUUCCUAUGGAUGUGGGCCAUAGCCAGAAAGGAGAAAAAGAGAUUAGCUGAGAACAAGAGCUCAACUAUUGACAGCAGUACACCUUCCAACAAGCCACACCACUAACCAAGUAACCCCACAUCUAUUGUAUACUGUGCUCUUCUUUGCGCUUGCAAUAACUUGGCUUGCACACAAUUUUUGGUCACUGGAUUAAAGUUGAUACAUGUAAAUAAAUGCAAAUGAGGUUUUAUACUGUAAAGGCACUACAAUCUAAAAUAAAAUAGUUGUGUAGUGUUUUAAUCCAGUCUACUCUUGUGUAAAAGUAUCUCUCACUUCCCACCAUGAAAGGUAUGUGGCAAAACAACACUUCCUUGUUUCAAUGGUUUGAAUGCCAGCAUGCUGAGUUAUGAAACUCUUGAAAUGUUAUCUGGUUGUUGUUCGGUUAAGGGGUUAUUAUUACCCUUGCUAAAAUGUUCUUGAUGCAGGCUCACAUGAUUAGUCACAUGUGGAGUCACGUAUGGUGACAUGUCAAAUGUCAAUGAACUGCACUGUUUUGACUAAAUUGCUUACUAUCUAAAUAAACAAAACUG